CAUAAAUUUAGUCACCGACGAAACUUGCCGAAUACGCAACGUUUCAGUUUGUUUCUAGACGUCUCAGCGUGUGGUUCACCGUUACUUUCAGCGAAUUCCUGUAUAAUUCUGUUGUGAAUUACUCUCAUUGAGACUACUUACUCUGAUCUUAUUGUUGUGAUUUAAUUGAAAAGUUAACAAUGUUUGCUCACCACCAAGAUAUUCAAGAAGAAGCGAAACUCGAAGUAAUGCAACGAGUUUGGCAAGGAAGUAGACGUAAUGCCUCAUCUUCCACGGCAUUCUUCGAGCAAGUCAAUGAAACUGAAGAUGAUAUUUUGACCACCUUACCAAGACAAAACACCUGGAACCACCUUUGCGUUCCGCCACCACAAGAAGAAAAACCUUGCAGCGAUGUAGAGAGCGAUAACGAAUGCCUCGACUUAACUGAGUCAUCAAUCUUAUCGAAACUUCACUACAUUAAGACACAAGAAUCAUGCGUAAAACUAGACGCUUCAACGCUAAAAGAUCUACCUGCGCACUAUACCAUUUGUGCUCUACAGCCUCACCAAUUGCCCGUUUGCGGGGUGUACAUCGACAGCAGGAUCAUUACAGGGUUCAAGUAUAAGGUGCGUCCGUUACCACGUGUCGGCGAAAAGUCUACAGUUAAUAAAUGUCUGUUUGGAGAGAGGGCGCUUAUGUUACAAAGCAUUGGCAGAGGUUUUGCCAGGCGUUUAACAUUCGAAUCAGAUAAAAACCACCUAAACAACAACGACAACUACUUCUAUAGUGACAACAGGCCGGAGGGUUACGCUUUCGAGCUCGAAGUCGUUUCCGAAGGAGAUAAAUUUACCAUUUUUGAUAUGAAUAGAGAAGCCCAGGGAACUGUGGAAAUCUUAAAAGUUGAAGGUCCUCAAUUAGAAAUUUCUAGCUCAUUUACUAAACAAGGCAUUGAAAAAAGGGCCAAUGUUAAAUUUACAGGCAAAGUAGAAUUUUACGAUACCGGCGUGGCAAAGCCGACUUUGCUAACCGGUGUGGCCGUCGCCUUAAAGUUCAAAGGCAAAAAUGCCGCAGAAGUAAUUAAAGUGGUCAAUAUCCACAUUAAGAAGCAGAGAUAUUAUUUGGUGCCUGGAAUUAAAAAUAACUACAGGAGAGUCACUGUUAGAGGAGAAGAUAUUAAUGACGUGCCUACUAAGUAUACUAUGACUGGACUGGAACCGUACGAGUUACCUGUCGUAGGUACCUACGUGGACUCGAGAGUAAUCCCGGGAUUCUCCUACAAAGUGAGGCCUAACAAUAAAAAGUACCAUCUGUUUGGUGGUAGAGCACUAAGGCUUAUUAGCAUAGGAAUGGGAUAUGCAAAGAGACUUACUUUUGAACCCGAUACGCUAAACAAUCCAGAUAACUUCUUGUGGUCAGAUAACCAUCCGGAUGGUUUAGGGUUGGAACCGCGAGCAGUAAGCAAAGGAAUGAAAUUCAACGUUCAGGCCGGAGAUCAAAUUAUUGGUGAAGCGACUGUUUUUAGGGACGAUAAACCACAAUUUGAGGAGAAAACUGAAAAGAUACAAACUCCAAAAGGAACUACCAUAGAAAAACACAUUCACGUAGACGUGAUUUGCCACAUCCAACUGGAACGUCCAGGUGGUGCCUCCACCGAACAAGACUCGUACAUGAUGAGAAUUUCCGGUGUUGCCGUGGUCCGUAAAGAAGCCAAGAGUAACAUCGCAAAAGUGGCAGAAAUUAGCAGAAUCGGUCUCGAUUCACAACUUUACGUAUUGUUCUCUCAAAUGCAUACGGAAAUUAAGUUUAUUCCGCAAUAAACUAAUUUAACUUUAUUUUUGAGGAAUCUCAAAUCAUAAUUUUUCUCGACUGAGUUGAUUUUAUUAAGUAUAAUAUUUGGGUUAUCACAAGUAUUAUUUAAAGGCUUCCUAGAGGGUUCAGUUCAUUUAUCCUGUCAACGAUAUUUAUUAUAAUGUAUGCUUUCUAAAAAUUAUUUGUAACAUAAUAUAAAAUAAUUUUAUAGUUAAGUAUAAGUUACUUCCUUUAUUUUUUAAUGUAAAUUGUCAUUGACGGAAAAAUGAUUGGACUAUAUAAGAGAAUUUAGGCUGAUUUAGUGCUGUCAUUGAAUUGUUCCAUUUUUAACUUUUUCAUAACUUUUAUUAUUUUUAACAUUUAUAUACUUUUAAAUAAAGUUUUUUGUGGAACUA
Molecule: messenger RNA, 2183 nt
Organism: Anthonomus grandis grandis
Lineage: Eukaryota; Metazoa; Arthropoda; Insecta; Coleoptera; Curculionidae
Exons: 9
Coding region: 180-1796 (538 amino acids)
Source: RefSeq, a predicted model, not a curated record